UCCCCGCGCUGACGUCGGGCCCCUCUGAAAAACUCCGGGCGGCGCGGAGGCGGCUCCAGCUGCUGCCGCCGCGGCUGCUUCUCCUCCUUCUGCUCCUCAGCUCGGCCGCCGCGAAGAUGGUGGCGGCGGCGGGGGCGCUGGCGGCGGGGGCGCCGGGGGCGGCAGCGGCGGCGGCGGGGGGCGCGGGCCCCCGGUGGGGCGGCUGCGGCUGCGGCUGCGGCGGGGGCGGCGCUGGGGGCCGCCGGCUGGCGCGGCGCUCGCACUCGGCGCUGCUGCUGGCGCUGAGCGUGUUGCUGGUGCAGACGCUGGUCGUGUGGAAUUUCAGCAGCCUGGAGGAGGACGCCGGAGGCGGAGGAGGCGGCGGCGCGGGAGGAGGCGGCGGCGGCCGCGGGCGGCAGCAGCAGCAGCAGCGGCGAGGGGCCGGCCGAGAGAAGCGCGCCCUGGGCGGCAGCAGCAGCAGCAGCAGCAGCAACCACAGCGGCAGCAGGACGCCUCCGCCGCGCAAGGGACCCGGCGCCUUCCAGCCCGGCAUGGACCAGCCUCUCAGUCCUUACAAAGCCCUGGAAACCCAGGAUGGCUAUUUCCCGCACCGACCGAAGGAGAAAAUGCGAACAGACAGCAAUAACGAAAACUCGGUUCCGAAGGACUUUGAAAACGUCGAUAACAGCAACUUUUCUCCCAGGACGCAGAAGCAGAAGCACCAGCCAGAACUGGGGCAGAAGCUUGUCGGCAAGCAGAAAGAGCCUUUGAGGAGGAGAGAGGGGCAGGAGGGGAAGGGGAAGGAGAAUGCUGCCGUCCUCCUGGGGAAGCACGUGAACGAGAUCUUGCCCCACGGCGACCCCAAGAGCAGCAGCAGCAGCCGCCGGGGGAGAGAGGGGCACCGGCCUCCCCGGCAGCAGCCCUUGAAGAAGGGCGGGAGCAGCUCGCCGGAACCGCAGCCCACGUGUGAGCUCUCGGGCAAGGAGGCCCUCUCCGCGCUGUCCCGGGCCAAGUCGAAGCCCUGCCGGCAGGAGAUUGCCGAGGUCUUCUGUCAGCACAAGCAGGGGAAGCUGAUGCCGGAGCAAGUGGCCCGCUUCUGCCCCCUGGAAGGAAAAGCCAGCAACAAUCUCCAGUGGGACGAGGACUCCGUCGAGUACCUGCCAGCCAACCCCGUCAGGAUCGCCUUUGUCUUGGUGGUUCAUGGCCGAGCAUCUCGGCAGCUGCAGCGCAUGUUUAAGGCUAUUUACCACCGAGACCAUUUUUAUUACAUCCAUGUGGACAAGCGGUCCAACUACCUCCACCGGCAAGUGCUCCAGUUUGCAAGCCAGUACCCCAACGUGCGGGUCUCCUCCUGGCGCAUGGCCACCAUCUGGGGAGGAGCGAGCCUUCUGGCCACGUAUCUCCAGAGCAUGCGGGACUUAAUGGAAAUGCAGGACUGGCCGUGGGACUUCUUCAUCAACCUCAGCGCUGCUGACUAUCCCAUCAGGACAAAUGACCAGCUUGUUGCAUUUCUGUCCAGAUAUCGAGAUAUGAACUUCUUGAAGUCACAUGGAAGAGAUAAUGCAAGAUUUAUUAGAAAACAAGGUCUGGAUAGGCUUUUCCUAGAAUGCGACACCCACAUGUGGCGCCUUGGAGACCGGAAGAUUCCAGAAGGAAUCACAGUCGAUGGCGGCUCAGAUUGGUUUCUGCUGAACAGGAAGUUUGUGGAGUACAUCACAUUUUCAAACGAUGAACUGGUGACGAAGAUGAAGAGGUUCUAUUCCUAUACGUUGCUUCCAGCUGAGUCCUUCUUUCAUACCGUCCUGGAGAACAGCCCCCACUGCGGCUCCCUGGUGGACAACAACCUGCGCAUCACCAACUGGAACCGGAAGCUGGGCUGCAAAUGCCAGUACAAGAACAUCGUCGACUGGUGCGGCUGCUCCCCCAACGACUUCAAGCCGGCAGAUUUCCACCGCUUCCAGCAGACCGCACGGCCGACCUUCUUCGCACGCAAGUUUGAAGCUGUGGUGAAUCAGGAGAUCAUUAGCCAGCUGGACGACUACCUGUACGGCCACUACCCCUCCGGCACACCAGGCCUCCGCUCCUACUGGGAGAACGUCUACGAUGAGCCAGACAGCGCCCACAGCCUCAGCGACGUGAUGCUGACCCUCUUCCACGCCUUCUCCCGCUUGGGUCUCAGGAGAGCAGAGGCUUCGUUCCACACCGACGGCGAUCAUAACGGCUGCCGGUACUAUCCGAUGGGCCACCCGGUCUCCGUCCACCUCUACUUCCUGGCUGACCAUUUCCAGGGCUUCCUGGUCAAGCAUCACGCUACCAAUCUGGCUGCCAGCAAGCUGGAGACCUUAGAAACGUGGCUGAUGCCCCGGAAGGUGUUCAAGGUGGCCAGCCCGCCCAGUGACUUUGGGAGGCUGCAGUUCUCAGAGAUUGGGACGGAGUGGGACGCCAAAGAGAGGCUCUUCCGGAACUUCGGCGGGCUCCUGGGGCCGAUGGACGAGCCCGUUGGCAUGCAGAAGUGGGGCAAGGGCCCCAACGUCACGGUGACCGUCAUCUGGGUGGACCCCGUCAACGUCAUUGCCGCCACCUACGACAUCCUCAUCGAGUCCAGUGCGGAGUUCACUCACUACAAGCCCCCGCUGAACCUGCCCCUCCGGCCCGGAAUCUGGACCGUCAAAAUCCUGCAUCACUGGGUGCCGGUGGCCGAAACCAAGUUCCUGGUCUCUCCGCUGACGUUUUCCAACAGGCAAGCCAUCAGACGAGAAGAAGCCUCGCGCCUGCACGGCGGCCCGCCCAAGAACGCCUACAUGGAGCAGAGCUUCCAGGGCUUGAACCCCGUCCUGAACAUCCCCCUCCGUGCCGCACACGUGGAGCAGGCCCAGAGGAACGCAGGGCUCACCGGCGCCGAGCUGGAGGACUGGGUGGACAGCUUGGCGGGCGGCCUGUGGGCGGCCGUGGAUGUCUGCAGCGCCGGCCCCACCUCCUGCCCGGUCCUGCAGGCCUGUCGCCAGACCUCCUGGAGCUCCCUCAGCCCCGACCCCAAGUCCGAGUUGGGCCCCGUGAAGCCAGACGGGCGCUUGAGGUAGCACCUCCUCCGGGGCUGGGAAGGGGGUCUCCCUCUGGGCCCUGCCCCCCUCCUGGCCGGCUCCCUUCCAGGGGAGCUCCGGGUCGUGCUUUCCGUGGUGUGUUCCCUGCAACAGGGAUUCCCGGGUGUCGUUGAUCACAACUCCCAUCAGCCCCCACCACAGAGGCCAAAGGGAAGAUGGGAGUGGUAGUCUAGUAACCUCAGGGGGCCAGUGCUCCCUGCAAGAGGGACCCCCAGGUGUGGCUGGCUACACGUCCCAUAUUCCCCCACCAAAAGCUGUUGCACCUGGGGAUGCUGGGAGUUGCAGUCCACAACCUCUGGGAAUGCCUGUCUCAGCGGACGCUGGUGCUGAACAUCCUCCCAGCGAUUUCAUUUACAGGGUUCCAGGUGGGGCGAGAGAAACCAGUUCAAAACGAUGUUUGAGCUUCUAGCACGGAGGUAGCUUUGAACGACAGAUUUUUAAAACCUCAACCCCAACUGUUUGCUGUUUUAUUUUUCAUUUUUAAAAGAUGAUUGUUGUUUUUAUAAAGAGGGUGUUUCCAAAAUAGUGGCAAAAUGGCUGCGAAUCCUGUCGGUUGAAGGUGCCCUUAGCUUCCCAAAUCUCCUUGUGAAAACCUGGCAAAAGCCUUGACUUCAUCAUCACUAGUCCAAGCAAACUUCCACUGUUGCAGGUACUUUGCCCUCCACAUUCUGCCCUCUCGCUUUCUGUGUGUUGGUUCCUUUCUUUUUCACGUCACGGCGCCAAUGCAGCCCACUGAUUUUCACAAGGGUGCAAUAUUUGACCUUUCAGCACAUCUAGGGGUUCCCAACAAGAGGUACCGGCUCCCCAUGGGGAAGGGGAAGGGUCCCCAAGGGGUACUCGGAGCACAUGAUUUAUUCCCCACCUGAGGAUCGCCAGCUUGAAGCUGGGACGUCCUCAGCAAUGUGUCCGCUGCAGAAGGAGAGCAGAGAAGGGCGAAGACACACACACCUGCUCCCGAUUGGCUGGCUGCGUGCUGAAGCUCAGUGUAGCUCUCCACCCCCCCCCCCACCCACCCACCCCGGCCUGACUGAGAGGCUUCAGGAAAUGAGUACUCCCGUUGAGACUUGAUAGGUGAAGUAAAUUUGUCCCAUUAAUUUCAGUGGGAAUACUUAUGGGUAACAUAAUCUAGAUGUAAGCCAGUGACUGGAGUAGCCUGUUUCAGAAUUGUAGCAUUUAAGUAUGUGUGUAUGUACACGCAUGCACACACACACACCAUCUCUGUGGGUUGCUUGAGCUGAAGGCUUUUGACAGAAGGGAUGCACUUUUGUUUUGAAAGUUUUGGGAAGCUCUGAACUAGUGGAUUUAGGUGGAGGUAUCUCAAGAAGGUUUUGGACAGAGGUGGUCCUGGUCAGGUGUCUUUGGGGAGGAAACGUAACCGUGCACACCCGUUUCGUUAAAAAGCAGACACAGGACCUCUGCCAUUUUCCCCUUUUGGUGUCUUGGUUGAGAUGUCCCGAGUCUCGAUGUAGCUCCAAACCACAAGGAGAAACUGUGGCAGGUUGGCCGUUUUUCAGUGGCCAGAGAAGUCAAGCCACCCAGGUCUCUCUGCUGCCGCUGCUGCCCACUUCAUGCCCCCAAGUAUAAGCGCCUGAAGCCGUGCGUUGGAGAGGCCAGCCCAGGCAGCCCGGAAGGAAGUGCCGAGUGCCCUUGUCCAUGACGUGGCGGGGACUGCGGCACUCCAGCUCCCGGGGGCCAGCUGGUCUUCCUCACCGCUGUGUUUGGUUUCAGGCUGCUCCAGGGUCAGCCGUGCUGGCAUGAAGGCCGGCCCGGAAAUGCCCCGCUGGCCCCAAGAAGGCCGACUAGGAAGAGGGAGGCGCUUCGGUAUUUAUUUGUGUCUUAGUCAAUGACUAAUUUGUAGGUGCUGCUUGUGCAGCUUGGAGAUUAUCUUAUCUUACUAACUAAAGAUGCCUUGAUUAAGAAAAGGCCUUUUAUAUACAUAUAGAGACACACACACACACACACACACAAAUCCAAUAUAUAUUUCUCCCCCUUCCCUUUUUUUCUGCCUUCCUGAUUUCCAUUCUCAACAGUUGUGACUAUCACAAAAAUAAUGGAGACCUUAUUAAAAAAUUACUGGAGACCGUUUUCUAUUAAAAAUUCCUUUUAAAAAAAAAAACAUUUUAAAAAUUUACUGGAGACUCCAGUUGUGCAAAGAAGCAUUCCAUCCAACAUGGUCCGUCCCCUCCGCCCAUGAGCCUGUGGGGCUGGCUGGUGGCAUCUGUGGGGACAAACGCUCCUUAUGGGUUUUGAGCAGGCCUCUAGAGAGAGCGUUGUCAGCCUUUCCGCCUCCUUUGUGUUCUCACGUUCUUCUUCCCCCCCGGACCAUCCGGCCUACACAGUGGCCAAAUGUGCAGUGGCAUUUCAAAUGCUUUUUAAAGUUUUAAAAACACAACUCCUCCUAUAAAAUUUCAUCAGGGUUGCCAGAGGAAUGGAAAUGGAAAUGGGCAGGAAUGUCCUCGAAAGGCGAUUCCGUGAAGAGAGGACAACCAAGUGAUCGUGGUGACCAGGACCAUAAGCCUUUGCUCUGUGCAAUCUGGUUCUAGUCUUCAUUUUACCCCAGUUCUUUGGGGGCAGUGAUAAAGAAGGGGUGAGAACACAGAGCAAGCCGUCUGGGCAACGAGGCUCUCGCCUCUUUUCCAUCUCUGGAGAGGCCGGGAGGUUGCCAGACAUCACCAGCAGCCUUCAUUCCCUGAGGUCCUGCUGCACAGAAUUGGUGGCCAGGAUAUCCUGGACUAGCUGCAGCAGCAUCCUGCGCGCUGAUCGCACUCUUGCAGUCUCUUAAAAUCCACCCUCCUAGGAGGCGAGACUUUUCCACGGAGAGACUUUUCCUCUUCCAUCUGGAGAAGCAUCUAGGAGAGCUGGUCUUGUGGUAGCAAUUGUGAUUUGUGCCCUUUGCUGAGCAAGGUCCACCUUGCUCAGUGGAAGAGCAUCUUCAUGUUUGCAUGGAGAAGCCUCCAGGUUCCCUCCCUGAAUAUCCAGGUAGGGCUGGGAGAGCCCCUUGCCUUGCAGCCUUGGGGAGCUGCUGCCAGUUGGUGUGGGCAGUCCUGAGCUAGAGGGACCAAGGGCCUGGCUCAGUCUUGGGCAGCUUCCUCUGCCCCAGCCUCGCCAGGAGGGCCAGGCCCACCACCAAGGAGAGCCCACAGGUUGUCCUGGAAAGGUGACGUCAGCCAUCCAGUGGGUGGCUCAGGGCAGGAACCGAUAAGGCGGAGUCCCGCGUCAAGUCCUCCUGCAAGUCAGGAUAAGUGCUGAUCCAUACAUGCCUGUUGGCUGCUCGAUGAGCCGAUGUGCCUGGAUGUGCUUCCUUGAACAACGUGGUUGAGCUGGCGUGAGGUGCGGUGCCCGUGGCCUCUGUGGCGUGUGGUCUCUGUCCAUUCCACACAUGCCGGCCGUCGCCCAGUUGUUUAUUACGAUUUCUUCUUGCUUUGGGAGGUGCUCCUCAGUGGAUGGACACCCCAGCCCAGCAGUCACGCCCCCCCUGCAGGAGCUGCCGUCCGGACGAUCCUGCAGAUCCCCUCUUGCGGCUGCUGGUGCUCUUCCGUGGAUGAGGCCCCAGCCCACCCCCCACCAAGGGGGCUGCAGUCCUUCCCCGCCAGUGAGCCCCUUGGGCUGAAUUUCCCACUUGCCAGGGCUGUGGGGACCAGACACGCGGCACGGCUGGUCUCAGACCCCCAGCGCUGUGCCCACAGCAAAGGGCUCUGCCGUCGGAACUGGGAAGCAAACGGGGCACCCACCAAAUGUUGCUUCCACACGACGCCUGCCCAUCUCCGGGAGAGCAGCGCCCCGCGCAGGGAAACCUUUGCACCGGGGGGCCGUCACUGUGCGGAGGGUCCCGGCUUCCACGUGACGGGAACCGCUGGAGGUGGCAGCAGGAGGCCUCUUCAGGGCAGCCCCCUCAGAGGCCACCAGGAGGUGGAGUCAUGGCCCCUGGGGCAGCUGCUGGGGGUGGGCGUUGUAGGCCAGCCACAUCUGGAGAGCCACGGGCUACCUGCCCCAGCCUCCAUCCAGCUGGAUUGCAUGCAGAAGGACCUCCCGGGUCCCCUCCCUGGCGGCAGCAGCGGCAUCUCCAGGUAGGGCUGCUGGGCAGCUGCUGCCAAUCAGGGUAGGCAAGAGCUGCACAAAGUUGACCUGCCUGCUGGGUUGGGACUAGAAGCCCCAUCAUCCCCAGUGGCCAAGAGUCGGGGGUGAUGGGGGUUGUAGUCCAACAUCUGGAAGGGGCCCAAGUUGAGCAGCCCUGGUGCAGGCAGUGCUGAGCGGGAGGACCCACCUCGGAGGGCUGAGUGGCAGCGCUUCGGCUCUGCUGGGGAUCCACGGGCCACUCUCCACCCCUGCUGAGUCUGUGGGUUCCAGGCUGGGGGGCUCCACCAACCCUCUGCCCCCCAGGCCGGAGCAGCAGCGGGAUUCCUCACUUGGGAUCAUGGCCGCCAUUGGUGCUUUGGGCUCCUUGACAGACGUGGGGGCUGUGAAUGCUGCCGGCCCGGCCCGGCCUCUGCUGGUGAGUCGCGUUUCCCUCCGGCGUCUCCCCCGCCUGGCUUCUUCUGCCUUCUCGGGCUCACGAGGGGCUUCCUCACUAACACUGAUAAAAGGGGGCGGGGGGCCGGGGGGAGCUGAAUGUACAGUCUAUGCAAAUCCUCUCUCUCGGUUUUGGUCAUCAAAAAGAAGGAAGACGAACCUAGAAGUCUCAGACUUGAGGCCUUGCCAGGCAAGCAGCCAGAUUCUGCACAGGUGCCUCUGAUCGCAGAGCGGUUGGUUCCCGGCUCAGGAGUUCAUUGUGCCACUUUGGUAAAUACUCCGUGACUUCUCUCUGGCUCCAUUGCGCUUAGGACCCCCGGUGGGGAAGGGGCCCGCGCCCGGGCCUCGUCGGAACAGCACCUCCGGCUUGCUGGGGAUGUGCCAGGGGAGGCCGCGGAGAGGAGGGGCGUCCAGCCGGGCUCCCAGCCCCCUGUGCGCUCCCGGGAGGGUGGCAGAAAUCGAGGGGGGGUCGUGUGCCAGCCGCCCUGUGGGUCAGCCGGGGGGGGGACAGAAGGGGAGCUGGCCGCUGCCCGCCCCCGAGAGCAGCCAGCGCACAAUAAGGCGGUUCACUUCACCACCCUCUGAUCCAGAGGGCCGUUUGGGAGCUGCCUGGCUGGGCGCGGGGGCGCCUGCUCAGCUGCUGGCCUCGAGAAGCAGCCCUGGAUGGGCUUCCUUCUAGCUGGGUGGCGGCCGAGGAGGCCCUGGCUCUCGAGGGAAGGCGGCGUUCCCGGCUGUGGGUUGAGAUUUCCCUGUGGGUAAAUCGGUAGACCUGCACAGUUCCCAACCCGACUUCCUUGCCAUCUGGCAUCCUAUGAGUUGCCCCUUUAGAAAAGCCUUAAGUUCCUCCAUCUUUUCUUUAGAUGUGGCCUUAAACUGUGUUUGGGAGUUCUUGCUGUUGUGUGUUCUUUCUCUCUCUCUCGACUAUUGUCAGCGUAUUAAAAAGGCACCUUGAGACUUC
Molecule: messenger RNA, 8547 nt
Organism: Hemicordylus capensis (graceful crag lizard)
Lineage: Eukaryota; Metazoa; Chordata; Lepidosauria; Squamata; Cordylidae
Gene: XYLT1
Product: xylosyltransferase 1
Exons: 12
Coding region: 117-3059 (980 amino acids)
Biological process (GO): chondroitin sulfate proteoglycan biosynthetic process; heparan sulfate proteoglycan biosynthetic process
Cellular component (GO): membrane
Molecular function (GO): protein xylosyltransferase activity
Source: RefSeq, a predicted model, not a curated record